AUUAAUUUCUCCUUAUAUUAAUGAUAAACAUUCGAUAAUAACUAUGAUCAUACUUGAAUCUUUGUGAUAAUUGAAUGAUUUCAUAUGAUCCGAUUUCUAAGUUGUAAUUUCUUGGAAACUCAAUCGAGAUUAAUUGAGACUUAAAUAUGAUGCGUCAAAUAGGACUUCUACCUGCAGGAUGUCAACCUUGGUUCUCCAAUAUGAUUGUAGGUACAAUGUCAAAAUUUGCAUACUGUUCCACAAUGGCAGUCUACAUAUAUGAAACCUCCUCUUCCAGUCAGGAGUAUAAGUUAACAGCUAUCAAUGCAGAGCAUACAAAGACAAUAUCUUCUAUUGCAUGGAAUUCAAGAUGCCCUAAUUUAAUUGCAACAUUUGGUGCUGAUUUGAAAAUAGUAAUCUGGGAUGUCUCAAAACAAAAAGUAAUCGCACAACUUCCAAAUGUGAAGGUAGUAUCUUAUUGUAUUGAUUGGAUCAACGGGCAGCCUGACCCACAAACAAUUUCUUACAUUGGUGUCGGUGGACAGUUAGAAUCAUGGAAUAUAAGUACUGGUAAAGUUUCUGCAGUAAAAAAUAUAACUUGUUCUGGUGGAGGUAAAGUAACUAUGUUUCGAUGGCAUCACACAAAGCAGAAGACAAUUGCAUUUGGACAUCAUGAUGGCAGUAUUUCACUUAUUAUCCAAGGGAAGAGGAGAAUUUUGAAGUCUGCUGAUAAUGAUGAAACUGAGGAUCCUGUAGUUGUAUUAAGCUGGGAUCCAUUAUCCAAUGAUUAUCUCCUCGUGGCAAAUAAAUUAACUGGCAUCCGCCUUAUUGAUACAAAUAGUGGUUCAGUAAUUUCAAAUUUCUUUUUACCAAGUAGGGCUGUUUCCACUUGUUGCUUCUCAUGGAUCAACUCAGCUCCAGGUAUGUUCUUAACUGGAGACAAAGAAACUGGAACACUAAGGCUUUGGACGGUUGGCCAGGAUCAGCCGCUCGAAAAUUUCAAAGUAAAAGGCACAGGCUUCAAUGGAAUUCAUGUGCUUGAUGUUACACAAGAUGACAAAUUCUAUGAUGAAAAUUUACAGCCAAAUUCGAUGCAAAGAAAGAGUUCGCAAUCGCAAGUUUCUUCUCAUUCUGUACCUCCUGCUCAUGUUGUAUGUACAUUUCGUGAUGGUGGAGUUGGUCUGUAUGACUUGCAAAAGAGGAAAUGGAAAUUCUGUAAAGAUCAAGGACAUAUUGAGACCAUAUUUGAUUGCAAGUUUAAACCAGAUGAUCCAAGAAUGCUAGCUACGGCCUCUUUCGAUGGUACAGUAAAAAUAUGGUCAGUGAAUGACUUAAGUGCAGUCAAAACAUCUGUGGGAAAUGAAGGUGUGAUAUAUUCUUUAUCUUGGGCACCGGAUAAUUUGAACUGUGUUGUUUGUGGUACACGACGUCAUGGUGCUUUUGUUUGGGAUUUUACAAAAGGAAAGGUAAUAAAAAGGUUUUCAGAACACGGAUAUGCAGCUGUUUUUUGUGUUGCUUGGAACCAGAGAGAUUCUCAUCGAAUUGCAUCAUGUUCAGAAGACAGCUAUUGUAUUGUUCGUAGACUUGAUGGAAAAAAUGUACAGAAAUAUCCACAUCCAGACUCGGUUUAUGGCUGUGACUGGAAUCUCUUUGAUAAGAAUAUAUUAGCAACUGGAUGUGAAGAUGGCAUAGUCAGGAUCUGGAACGUUUCCAGCGAUGUAACGACAACGUGUACCAUGGAAUUAAAGGGUCACACAAAAAAGGUCUUCAACAUCAGGUGGCACCCCCUUGUGAAAGAUAUUCUUUGUACUGGGUCAGAUGAUUGUACAAUUCGGGUAUGGAAUAUUGCCAAUAACAGAGAUUCUACAUGUAUAGGAGUUUUGUCUGGACAUACUUCCAAAGUUCGAGGUUUGACUUGGAAUCAUGAAAUUCCUCAUCUUUUGGUAUCUGGAUCAUGGGACAGCACAAUACGUGUAUGGGAUGUUAGAGAAGACAAUCAGAAGUGCUUAGAAGUGGUAACUGAUCAUGGUGCAGAUGUGUAUGGUCUUGCUUCACAUGUUUCAGCACCUUUCCUUAUAGCCUCUACGUCACGUGAUUCCACCGUUCGUUUAUGGACACUUUCUUCUUCCUUAACAUUACUGUUUGCAAAAAUUAUAGUGGGCCAUCCCCUUGAUGACAUUCGAGCAUCUGCCACUGAAGGUUUCGGAAGUCAAUCCGGAUUGAAAUUGGCUGGAAGUAUGUCAAAACAGAUUGUUCAAGAGUUGAAGAAAAAACAGAGGAAACCUAUUUUGAAACAUAGAUGGUUUUCAGAGCUCUUCUGUGCUAUACCCUCCCUAGAAAAUCUGUGGGACGUUGCUUGUUGUUCCAUGGGCACAAAGGAUGGUUCACUUUCCACUCAGUAUAAAACUGGAAUAUUGCAUACAAGUCAUAUAACUAAAUACAAAGCUGCAGAAGCACAAGAAAUAGAGCUGUCUACAGCAAGUCACUCUUCUCCUGGAAACCGACAGCAAGAAGCUGCAUUAGAAAUAGCUUCUAAAAUUCAUCUCAAAUUAGGAAAUUUACAGCGACACUGUGAAUUGCUGAAGACUCUUGGUCGAUGGGAGACUGCUUUGUCACUUGCACCUGGUGUAUCCAUAGAAUACUGGAGAAUUCUGGCAAAACAAUAUGCUAAAAUUCUCAAGAAAUCAAAUGAUGUGGAAGCGCUAAGUUAUCAAAUUGCAACAGGUGAUAGUCAAGCAUGUAUUCACGAUCUGAUUUUAGCAGGAGAUUAUGAAGAUGCUCUUGUGGUUGUGCAAAGUGCUAUUGAGUGUCGCACUCCUUCAUAUGCUCCUGUUCCGAAAUCUCUUCAAAAUGGUGAUACAAAGAGUGAAGAAACCAGUGAUGAUACUAUUGAUAGUGAUGAUUUAAAACGGUUGAGGACUUCUUGCAUUGAAAAACUGUCGAAAAAGAAGUACUUAAAUGGGGAUCCAUGUCGGGCAGCAACUUAUUUAGUUUCUAACAAUGAUGUUGUUGGGGCUAUGAAUUGUCUCAUUAAUGCAAAUGAAUUGCUUCUUGCAUUAUGUGUUGGGCAGGCAUUUGCUAACAAGAGCACCUCCAGUUAUUUGGUGGAAGCCUCAAUUCUAUUUUCAAGGAAACUUGAAGCUGAAAAACACUACUUUUUUGCGGUUGAGAUUUUAAAAAUACCACUGUCUGAGGGAAAUGUGUUACAUCAAAUGUGGAGUCCUAUUCACGCAUCAUGUGCAAGAUAUGAUGGAGAUGAUGCCCAUAGAGAAAAUUUGUAUACAUAUGCAGGACUUGAAUCCCCUAUAAUUUUUCAGCAAAAAGGUAAACAAUUUCAAGAAGACGGUCAAAAGAUAGAAUCAAUGUAUUGUUUCCUGCUCUCUUCCACGCCUGAGCUUGGGUUGAAAAUUGGCUUGGAAUUGCUUUGCAAUGAGCUGAAGUCAAGUUCAUGGACAUUGUCAACCCCUUCUGUUCUUAGUUUAGAAGCAGUGUUUUCUGUAUCCUCUAAAAUUCUUUUAAAGCCAGAUGAAUGUCUAAGUAAGAACAUCUUACUUGCAAUGUCAGCGUAUAUGGGAGCAUUGAAAGCUAUCAACAGUGGAUACUUUUCUGUUGUCAUUCCGUUAUUUGAACAUGCAAUAGCAAUGGCUGAAAGAAUUGAAUUGAUGCCCAACAGCAGCAAUAAUACAUUUCCGUUCAAUUCUCAAGAACUACGACAAGAUUUAGCAGAGUGGAAACAAUAUGUUUCUUCACUUAAUCAAAAACAGGUGAAGAAGGAAGGUGUUGAAAGAGAUCAAUCUGUUGAAAACAUUUUACAUAGAGCAGAAGUCGAGACAAUGGUGAUUGAUCCUGCAAAUGAAACGAUCGUUGCUGGAUCAGGUUUGCCAUCUCAUUCUGACGUUAAUAUUUCCUCCUUAACGAACAAAAGAAUAAGAGGACCAGUGUUUUGGUUGGAGGAUCAUAAAACUGUAAUAUCACUCAAUGAAGCCAUUAUGUGGGCGAGAGUGAAUCAGUUUUCACCAACGGGAUCUGGAGAGAGAAUAAUACCGUUUUAGUGUUCUUGAUUUUGUUUUUAGUUCAAAUCAUAGCAGAGUAUCAUAUUGCUUUAUAAUUAUAUUUUUAUCAAACACCACUGUCUCAUCAAAUAAUUAAUAGUGUUUAGAUCUCGACUAGUAUUGCACUGUUUUUUUUAUAAUUUGCUUAUUAUUUUUUUACGUUGUGCGAGGUGUUAAUUUUAGGAUUUUGCACAUAUUGGUUGUUUCUUUUGUAAUAUGUUUAGAAAAACCUCACACUGGUAUGAAGAUGUCACAAGUUGAAGGUGAUCAAUGGAAUACCGAUAGCUUGCCACCAAGGCUUGACUCCAAAUUUAAAAAAAAUAAAUCGUUUCACAUUCGUUCACUGGGAACGUCGGUGAUGCAGAUUAUUUUAGUUUCAUUUAAAGAAUUCAAUACUGUCUUUUGGACGUCUGAAAUUGCACUUUUUGUUAGUUGAAAAUUGUUUCUACUUCCAUAUGUGUCCGAUGGAUCUGGCACAGUGAGCUAGUAAACUAACUCACACACGACCUGGAAAAUACAUCCAUUUACCGAAUUUACAAUCGCGGAAAUUUGUUACUAGAAAAGAUAAUUGCGCCAAUCUGAUAGAAUAAGAGGUGUCUGCUUUUUAGCAGUGCGUUGUAUAAUUUGAAUAUUAUUUAAUGCCAUAAAACUGGGAAAUUGAAAAAACGGCGGACCUUCGCUUGUGCGAUGCUUUCGUACGACUACAUGGCUGGUAAACAACAGGCUGAAAGUGGGUUGAGUAUUGUCGAACAUAAGCUUGAGGUUUUGCCCAAAAAGCAGUGUUCUCUCGUCUAAUAAGUGUUAAAUUAGUUCACGGGAACGUAUGCACACAAAACUUCAGGAAUAUGAGGAAGUAGAAAAUAUCCUACGCGAGAGACUGUAGAUAAAAUAAUAAAUGGAAAAAGUUUAUAAAAAUUGAUUGCCGCGUCAUAUUAAUAAUUUUACAACAGUUGCCAAAUUGAAUAUGAAUAUUGUAAAUAAAAAUAUUUUUUAAAAAUGA
Messenger RNA from Styela clava, 5031 nucleotides. Its product is annotated as WD repeat-containing protein 17-like. Gene Ontology annotation, molecular function: protein binding. The record is from RefSeq and is a predicted model, not a curated record. Lineage: Eukaryota; Metazoa; Chordata; Ascidiacea; Stolidobranchia; Styelidae.